CAACAAAAUAUUUUUAGUGCAUGUUAUAAAAUUGGGGAUUCCUAUCUUAGUCAGAGAUGACCUAAUAUUUAGAUGUGCUCUUUUGUUAUAUUUUACAACAUAUCAUGUGUCAAUACUGAAAACUACUUCAGUUUCUUAGUACUUGACGAUAAAGUGAACUAAUUUUAUGUGACAGUCCAGUGGAACAAAAGACAUUUAAUUUGAACCCUGAACUGAAGUAGGCCUAAAGAUGGGGUUGCUGUUUUCACGUUUAUGGAGUUUAUUCACCAAUGAAGAGCACAAGGUGAUCAUAGUUGGGCUUGACAAUGCAGGGAAAACUACUAUACUCUACCAGUUUUUGAUGAACGAGGUAGUGCACACGUCGCCCACGAUAGGCAGCAAUGUGGAGGAGGUGGUGUGGAAGAAUAUACACUUCCUCAUGUGGGAUAUUGGGGGACAGGAGUCCCUCAGGGCUUCCUGGAACACUUACUACACAAAUACUCAGUUUAUCAUACUAGUCAUUGACAGUACGGACCGUGAACGUUUGUCCAUCACCAAAGAGGAGCUUUACAAGAUGAUGGCCAAUGAGGACCUUAGGAAGGCUGCGGUGCUCAUACUGGCCAACAAGCAGGACAUCAAGGGCUCCAUGUCGGCAGCAGAGAUCAGUCAACACCUCAACCUCACCUCGGUCAAGGACCACCCCUGGCACAUACAGGCCUGCUGUGCACUCACCGGCGAAGGUUUAUAUCAGGGACUCGAAUGGAUUACCAAUAACUUGAAGAGACGAUGAUUUGAGGAAAUUAGUAUUAUAAUUGACUUACAGUAGUGGUUGUCGUACAUGUUGGAUGUGAAAUCUUGUGCAUCCAGAUUUUGUUGAGCCUGUGGCACAGACUCAGGAAUUUUUCAUCACUGUGGCAGCAAAGGUCAGCUGAUGGGACUCGGUGAAAAGGCAAGCAUAAACAAGUUGCUGUUGGAAAGUUAAUUUAGUUGCAUGCUGCCUUUGAAUCAAGGCUGCAUUACACUCUUUGAGGUACCAAAACGAAAAUCAUUGUGAUUUUCUUUUUUUAUAAGAAUUGAAAUGUCAGCUAUGUUUUGAUUGAUGGCUAUUUAUAGUAAAAGUGUCAUGAAAGAUGCAUGGCCUUGUAGAUGAAGAAUGGAUCUGUACCAAUGAGAUAUUUUAAUAAAAUAUUUUAUUUACCAGUAUAUGAAAAAAUUGAGACCAGAGUUAUACUAAGUUUUGCUUUUCAAACCUUUAAGUUCUGAAGUAGUCUAAAUAAAGCCAUUUGAAGAAUAUUUUAUUUUUUGUUUUUAUUGACAGAUUAAAUAUAAUUAAAAUAGGAUUUCUUGAAAAUGUUUAUUUAUUAAAGUGGAAAGUGUUGUUUAAAUGAUGUUUAAACAGGGUGUUACAUUUUUAGCUCUAAAUACCAAAUAGUGGAAUGUCUGUUGGAUGAAGCAAUACAAAUGUAUUUUAAAUUGUAUUGUAGUAUUUUUAUGUUGAAGUUGUAAGUCUCAUUGUCAUUAAAAUCACACCAAUAAUACAUGUUACACAAUUCUUGUGUCUGGAAGGUCCUGCAGUUAUUGGGGGCUUUUUUAGUUUAAGCAGUAUUGUUUUGUGUAAAAAUGUAUUGUUUUGAAGUCUUAAGUAAAGUAUAUGGUAAAGCAAUAACAUAGUGUUGUGAAGACUUAUUUUCCUAUCAAAUUUAAAUCUAAGUUGACUAUAUGCUUAAAAAUAUUCAUAUUUAUUUAGAUACACAUGCGUACAUGUGGUAGGCAUUUUCUAGAAGGGACACAACUCAAAAUUGUAUUGUUAUGAAGUACAAGAGUUACCCCCCAUUGUUGUUACAUUUUAUUGAUGAAAAUAUAUAUUAAUAUUUUCCAUGAUAUAAUGUAAUUUUAUAUGUCAUUCUAUGUCUUCGCCAAUGGUGCUUUACUUUUCCAUUUACAACAUGAAAUGAAAUACAUAAUGUGUGAUUAAUGCAUAUUCAAUUAAUGUGGUUGCUAGUUACAGACAAAAGUAAAUUAAAUGACUAGUC
Dreissena polymorpha is the source of this 2012-nucleotide messenger RNA. RefSeq names its product ADP-ribosylation factor-like protein 5B. The transcript is spliced from 6 exons. Lineage: Eukaryota; Metazoa; Mollusca; Bivalvia; Myida; Dreissenidae. Bases 230 to 769 code for a protein of 179 amino acids. Gene Ontology annotation, molecular function: GTP binding; GTPase activity. Gene Ontology annotation, biological process: intracellular protein transport; protein localization to Golgi membrane; vesicle-mediated transport. The record is from RefSeq and is a predicted model, not a curated record. Gene Ontology annotation, cellular component: trans-Golgi network; cytoplasm.